Aegilops tauschii subsp. strangulata is the source of this 1836-nucleotide messenger RNA. The record is from RefSeq and is a predicted model, not a curated record. Lineage: Eukaryota; Viridiplantae; Streptophyta; Magnoliopsida; Poales; Poaceae.
AUGGGAGAGGAGACAGGCGGCGCCGCGCCGUCAUGGAGCUCGUCGGCGGCCAGGGUGCCGGUCCAGACGGUGUUCCAUCCGACGGUGGAGUUGCCGGUUCUUCGCACUGAAUGGCAUGGGGGCCCGACUUACGGGUAUGAUUCAGUGAAAUUCAGUGUGGAGGUGCAUCAUGGUGGGUUUUUUGCGGGAAAAGGAGUGAAUCUGACAUAUUUGGAUGAGAAGAUAACAUGGUUUGAUAACCUGGACAGGAAUACACUAUAUGUGGUGGAAAUUAACUUGGAAAAUGACUGUUUCAAGAUGGCCAGAGCAUCUGUUUACUCCAAGGUACUGGUUCUGUUUGUUAAACAUAUCAGAGAACAGAAUCAAGAGGAGGAAGAUGACAUUGCAAUUAAAGGUUCCCCUGCACUACCUAUAGUUAUAAUGAGCCCUUUUAGCAUAGAGAAGAUUAGGAAUAUGAAAUCAGGGACAGUGCCGGGUAGUUCAGACAAUGCAGCUAUUGUAGAGCAACAAGCAGAUGCAGCUGGUUCAGAGGACCAAGAAAAAUCAGAUGUGUUAGAGAAUUCAGAAGUUUCAGAAGAAGAUGAUUAUGGAAUGGAGGCGGAGGAUGAUAAGGAUUAUGAUAAGAAUGUAGAUGAUGUUUUGCAUGAUGCUAUGGUUGAGAAGGGCAAAAACAUAGGAGCUGAAUAUAGGCAUGUUCCUGGGUCAGAUGAUGUUCAUGAGGAUGAUCUGCAACUGCCAGAAGAGGAUGACUGCGAGAAAAGACAUAAAAGUGACUCUGAUGAUGAGGAGUACAAGGCUAAGAAAAAGAAGGAGAAACCUAUAUAUAGAAAAGUUAGGAAGAAAUUCAACAUGGAAGUUAGCAGGCACAAGCUAGGGAGAGCUAGGAAAGCAGCAUUGGAAGUUGUGCGUGGGGAUGAGGUGAAGCAGUACUCAUUGCUUUGGAGAUAUGCAGAGGAAAUAUAUCCAACUAGAGAUAAAGAUGAGUGGGCUGCUGUAUCUGCAACACCUAUUUUGCCACCACUAUAUGAGAGAAGAGCUGGAAGGAGAAGGAAGAACAGAAGGCAGCAACCUGAGGAGAGUGAAGAUGGCACCAAGCUAAGAAGGCAUGGUGCUAUUAUGCACUGUGGUUACUGCAAAGAAGCUGGUCAUAACAGAAGUGGCUUCUCAAAGUUGAAAGCUGCUGUAAUAAGAGAAGUGGGUGGGGAUGAUGAGGAACAUGUUGCAACUGACCAAACUGAGCAAGCUGAGCAAGUUCCAGAGCAAACUGAGCAUGUUCCAAAGCAGCAUGAGCAAGUUCCAGAGCAAACUGAGCAUGUUGCAGAGCAGCCUGAGCAAGUUCCAGAGCAAACUGAGCAUGUUGCAGAGCCAAAUGAGCAAGUUAGAGCAAAAAGUUCUAGAGGAAGGAAGAGAAAGCCCACUGACAAAAUGAAUGAACUAGUACAGCAGCUGAUGGAAAAGGCAAAGAAAAAGAAGUCCAAAAUGGUUAUUGAUGAGAAUGGAGAUGUUGACUUUCCAGUAAUAUUAACUAUGAACCAGCACACACAACACAAGGAGCAAGAGGAGCAAGAGGGGCAAGAGGAAGAAGAGGAGCAAGAGGAGCAAGAGGCGGUCCAGUGGCAGCAGGAAGAGGACCAGCACAUGAACAUGGACCAGACCAACCAAGAAGAAGAGGAAGAACAAAUUCUAGAAGAACAAGAGGGAAAAGGAAAAGAAAAACUAGGGGAAUGGAGUGGCUCUUACUUGGGGAAGGAACAAGUAGAACUGGACAUGUGUAAGAGGAAGCACAAGAUGAGUUCUAGGUCACCCAGAAGAUUGAGAUGCCUUAUGUUCUCAUGA